This is a messenger RNA of Sparassis crispa, 564 nucleotides long. RefSeq lists its product as hypothetical. The record is from RefSeq and is a predicted model, not a curated record. The coding region runs from base 1 to 564 and encodes 187 amino acids. The transcript has 3 exons. NCBI's taxonomy places the organism in Eukaryota, Fungi, Basidiomycota, Agaricomycetes, Polyporales, Sparassidaceae.
AUGUCUGCAUAUGAUGUCCCAAGCUCACCUGCACAGUCUCCAUCACCAACACUGAGUCAUGACAUGUCCGGAUUUUCUUUUCCAUUGAAUGGGCAACCCAAUAGCCUGCCAGAUACAUCUGCUGGCUCCGUUGCACCACAUAACACCAUUGUCAAUAAGCCAUCAAUUGAGAUGCUCGGCAGGGUGUCAUUCUUUAGACACUGUUACAUCCAGUACAAGGGAACCAAGCAGCCAUCGGACGACACUGCCCCGACGCGCCCCUCGGGCUUGCACGCGCGCCGUGGCACACCACCUGGGAGUGCUUUGCCCGCCUCGCCCUCACGCACCUCCCAGUCGUCCACGCGGUCAUCGGAGGCGCGUGCGAUGCAUCUGCUGCGCACGCAUAUACGGCCACGCUCAACGCCGCGGCGACCACCGCGGGCGGGCCUGUGCUGCGCAUCGUCACCGAGUGCGCGCCGCUGUCGGUCGUGCGCCAGUGAGAGAACGCCGCGCGCGUGGGCCCAGGUGUGUGGGAGGCUGCGGAGGGUGUCGUCCGCGUGCGCGGCCUUGUUUGAUAUCCUGUAA